AUGCUGCAUAUCAGUGUUGAAAGAAGCCUAUUUGAUGACCAUGUGGAUGUAAAUGAUAAAGAAGUCUUGCAGAAGAGAUACAAUUUUUUAGAGAAAGAAAUGAUCGUACCUCCAAAUAAUAUUAAAACUAUUAUUGAUAAAACCGCUACGUUUGUUAAAAAAAAUGGAAAGAAUUUUGAACAGAAAAUAUUUAGGGAAAAAGAAAAACAGUUUGGUUUUAUUAGUCCUACACAUCCUUAUUUUUAUUAUUAUCAAUAUAAAUUACACGGGUUAUUUUUAGAUAUUGAAGAAAAGGAGGAAUUAAUCCCACAUGUUAUUAAAGAAAUAAAAAAAAGAGAAGAUGCCAAUAAAUAUACUAAUAAUGAACAUAUUUUAAAAAUAUGUGAUUUUAUAAAAGAAGAUGAAAAAGAAGAAAAGAAAAAUAUUAUAUAUUCUAUAGAUGAUAUAAAAAAUAAAGAUAAAUUAGAAAAUAACAAUAAUUUAAAAAUUCAAAUUCAAGAAGAUAUAUAUUCAUUAAUAUCCCCAUUUAUUACAUCUCUAGAUAUUGAUUUAAUAAAAACAACUGCUUUAUUUGUAGCAAGAAAUGGAAAAUCCUUUUUAAAUGGAUUAAUAGAAAGAGAAAAAAAUAAUAGCCAAUAUGAUUUUUUAAGAGCUAAUAAUUUAUAUUUUAAUUAUUUUUCAAAAUUAAUAGAUAUCUAUUUAAAAUGCUUAUUACCAAAUGAUGAUGUGUUAGAUAAAAUAAAAAAAUAUGCAAAUAAUAAAAGUAAUAUCUUAAAUUAUUCAUAUCAUUUAUAUAGUCAUAAUAGAAAAAAAAAGGAAGAAGAAGAACGGAAACUUGAAGAAAAAAAUAAUUCAGACACAUAUUAUGAUUGGAACAAUUUUUCUAUUGUCGAAACUAUUAAUUUUGACGACAAUCUAAGUAAUUUACCUUGCUCUAUUGAUUUUAAUAAUGUCGAAAAUUAUGUAAUAAGUGAAUUGUUUGAUACAGAUAAGAUUUAUACAAAUGAAGAAAAAUUAAAUAAUAUUUCUUAUCACGAAAAAAAUGUUUUUAAGACUAUAGAUCAAGAGGAGUUAUAUGAAGAUCAAAUGGGAGAAGAUAAUAAAUAUGAUGAUAAUUAUAAUGAUACAUAUAACAGUUCAUAUGAUAAUAAUUCUAAAGCAUAUGAAACAUCUAACAAUUUUCAAAAUAACGAAUAUGAAUACAAAAAUAUACAUGAUAGUGAUGAUUCAGAAAAUGACAGCGCAGAAUGUGUAAUUGAAUAUUCUAAUUCACAUAAGAAUGAACUAAAUAAUGAUAUAUUAACUAAAGAUAAAUUAUUAAAUAAUAAUAUAGAAAAUAAUAAGAACGAAGAAAAUAUUGUUGUUAUACCAAAUUAUGGAAAAAGUCGAAAACAUAAAUUGCUUAAAGAUAAAAUGCAUAAAUGUCCAUUAACAAAUCAACCAGUAGAUAUUAGUGAUAUGUCUAAACAUUUGAAAACAUUAUUAUUAGAUCCACAAUGGAAAGAACAAAAGGAUAAAUUAUAUGAAAGAGCAAAAAAAGAAUCAUCUUUUAUGCCUUUAGAAGAUAUAGAAGGAAAUCUAUCACUUUUUGUUAUUAAAAGACCUGAUCUUUUUGGAUCUAUUGAUGAAGAAAUUAAUGAUCAUUCAACAAAUGAAAAUAAAAAAAAUUCUCAAAUUAAUCAAACAACAAAUGCAAAUGAUGUAUAUAGUUAUAUUCAAACUAUAUAUACAAAAAUUUUACCAGGACCUGCUAUGGACCAUAUUUCACAAAAUGACACACCAUUAACUAAUAAUAAUAUACCUUUAAAUAAAAAAGUAAAACGAAAUUAA
This is a messenger RNA of Plasmodium adleri (nom. inval.), 1830 nucleotides long. RefSeq names its product splicing factor 3A subunit 1, putative. The record is from RefSeq and is a predicted model, not a curated record. Lineage: Eukaryota; Apicomplexa; Aconoidasida; Haemosporida; Plasmodiidae. The transcript has a single exon. Gene Ontology annotation, cellular component: U2 snRNP; U2-type prespliceosome; catalytic step 2 spliceosome. The coding region runs from base 1 to 1830 and encodes 609 amino acids. Gene Ontology annotation, biological process: regulation of alternative mRNA splicing, via spliceosome; mRNA cis splicing, via spliceosome. Gene Ontology annotation, molecular function: RNA binding.